Benincasa hispida (wax gourd) is the source of this 3612-nucleotide messenger RNA. Its product is annotated as Pentatricopeptide repeat (PPR) superfamily protein. Gene Ontology annotation, molecular function: mRNA binding; protein binding. Lineage: Eukaryota; Viridiplantae; Streptophyta; Magnoliopsida; Cucurbitales; Cucurbitaceae. The record is from RefSeq and is a predicted model, not a curated record.
UAAGAAUAGGUUACUGGUACAAAGGUUUUUGGGUUCUUUUGUAAAACUUUCCGCAUCAGCCCUCUGCCGUCGGCCUCCGACUCACCCACCCACGAUCUUCCAUCUUCAACCUUCUCUUCACCUUGUGGCUUCUGGUGCUUCUUCUCCCGCAGCACGCACACCGGCCGGCCGCCAUCUCCGUUCUCCAUUCUCCUCCAUCUUCAGCCACCAUAACCCUCGUUUUGUUCUUCUUUAAACAGAGAAUAUGCUUUCUUUGGAAUUGGAGCAGAAAUGAUGGCCAGUUAUGUGGAAGCUUUUCGUGCCAUGAGGCUGCGAAUUCAACUUCAACGGCAGCUUCCUUCUCUAUUCAUCUGCUCCGUCGCGCCGGCAAAUGCUCAGGUACUCUCCAACCUCCAUACAUCGCUUAUAUUCUCGUCUACUUCUGCGGAAGUCGCUUCACGUAUCUCGGACUCUUCAAUGGAAGUUCCGAGACGAAUUGAAGCUGAACCGGCCGGAUUUGGUUGACCGAAUCUCCCGCCUCCUAGUCCUUCGACGGUUCGAUGCCCUCGCAAAGCUCUCCUUCGGUUUCUCCGACGAACUGAUGGAUUUAGUGCUUCGGAAUCUCAGAUUGAACCCUUAUGCUUCCUUAGAGUUCUUCAAAUUGGCAUCCAAACAACAGAAAUUUAGACCGAAUGUUAAUUCCUAUUGCAAGAUUGUCCAUAUAUUAUCAAGGGCUCGAAUGUACAAGGAGGUUUGGGUGUACUUGAAUGAACUUGUGGUUCUAUGCAAGAACAAUUACACCGCAUCUGUAGUGUGGGACGAGCUUGUAAGGGUGUAUAGAGAAUUUUCGUUUUCUCCUACGGUAUUUGAUAUGAUUUUGAAGGUUUAUGCUGAGAAGGGAAUGACAAAUUUUGCACUACGUGUGUUUGACAAUAUGGGGAAGUGUGGUCGUGUUCCAAGUUUGAGGUCCUGCAAUAGUUUGUUAAGUAAUUUGGUCCAGAAAGGAGAAACAUUCAGGGCUCUGCUUGUUUAUGAACAAAUGCUUGCUUUAGGCGUUCUUCCCGAUAUUUUUAGUUAUACGAUAAUGGUGAAUGCAUAUUGUAAGGAAGGAAGAGUGGAUGAAGCCUUCAAUUUUGUGAAAGAAAUGGAGAGGUCAUGUUGUGAACCGAAUGUAGUAACUUACAAUAGUUUGAUUGAUGGGUAUGUCAGUCUAGGAGAUGUUUUUGGGGCAAAAGAGGUGUUAGAGUUGAUGUCUGAAAAGGGGGUUCCUGAAAAUUCCAUAACUUAUACUUUGUUGAUAAAAGGUUAUUGCAAGGGAGGUCAGAUGGAGCAGGCUGAGAAGCUAAUUGGGUGCAUGAAGGAGAAAAAUUUGUUUGUUGAUGAGCAUGUUUAUGGAGUGUUAAUACAUGCAUAUUGCAGCGCUGGUAGAGUAGACGAUGCUCUUAGAAUAAUGGAUGCAAUGUUGAAAGUAGGCUUAAAAAUGAAUACUGUAAUUUGCAACUCACUUAUUAAUGGGUACUGUAAGCUUGGUCAUGUUAAAAAGGCGGCUGAAGUGUUGGUUAGUAUGAAAGAUUGGAACUUGAGACCGGAUUCUUAUAGCUAUAACACUCUUCUUUAUGGUUUUUGUAAACAAAAAGAUUUCAGUGAGGCUUUCAAGCUUUGCGAUGAGAUGCACAACAAAGGAGUUAAUCUUACUGUUGUGACUUAUAAUAUCCUCCUCAAGAAUUUUUUCCAUGUUGGUCAUGUUGACCAUGCCCUACAGAUUUGGAAAUUAAUGCAUAAAAGAGGCGUGGCACCUGACGAGGUUAGUUAUUGUACACUUUUAGAUGCAUUUUUCAAAGUAGGUGCUUUUGAUAGAGCUAUGAUGAUAUGGAAGGAUGCACUAUCGAAGGGUUUUACGAAGAGUACAGCUCUUUAUAAUACCGUGAUUUAUGGCUUUUGUAAGAUGGGGAAAUUAGUGCAAGCACAAGAGAUUUUUCUUAAGAUGCAGGAACUAGGUUGUCCACCUGAUGAAAUAACAUAUAGAACUUUAAUUGAUGGAUUUUGUAGAGUUGGAAAUGUGGUAGAAUCCUUAAAAUUGAAGGACAUGGCUGAGAGAGAGGGAAUAAGUGCUUCCACUGAAAUAUACAAUUCUCUUAUUAAUGGUGUUUUUAGAUCUGAAGAUUUACAGAAAUUGAAUGGCCUUCUAGCUGAAAUGAAGAGUCGGGAAAUAUCUCCCAAUGUUGUAACUUAUGGCUCCCUUAUAGCUGGUUGGUGUGACAAAGGGAUGAUGGACAAAGCAUAUAAUGAAUACUUUAAGAUGAUCGACAAAGGGAUUGCACCUAAUAUUAUCAUCGGUAGUAAAAUUGUAAGUAGUCUGUAUCGACUUGGUGAGAUUGACGAAGCAAGUUUGAUUUUUCAUCAAAUGGUAGAUAUUGGUCCUGUUCUAGAUCAUGCACGCUCUAUAAAAUUGCCCAAAUUUGGUUUGAGACAUCUCAAAACUCAAAAAAUUGUGGAUUCUUUUGGCGAAAGGGCCACGAGCAUCCCUAUGUCGAACAACAUUGUAUAUAAUAUUGCAAUUACAGGACUAUGCAAGUCUAAGAAGGUCGAUGAUGUUAGAAGGAUUUUGUCAGAUUUGUUACUUCUAGGCUUUCGACCCGAUAAUUAUACAUUUUCUUCUCUUAUUCAUGCUUGCUCUACUGCUGGCAAGGUCAAUGAAGCCUUCUGUCUAAGAGAUGACAUGAUAAAGGCAGGUCUUGUUCCAAAUAUUGUCGUGUACAAUGCUCUUAUAAAUGGUUUAUGCAAGUCAGGGAAUCUGGAUCGAGCUCAGAGACUAUUCCAUAAACUGGCCCAAAAGGGUUUAUCACCCACCGUCAUUACAUAUAACACUCUCAUCGAUGGAUAUUGCAAGGCUGGUAGAACAUUAGAGGCUUUGAAACUGAAAGAUAGAAUGAGAGAAGAAGGCAUUUCUCCAUCUUCUGUUACCUAUUCUACAUUGAUUCAUGGGUUUUAUAAGGGAGGAGAAUUUGAACAAUCUGUGAGGCUUUUGAAUGAAAUGAUCAAGGCAGGGAAAGAUUCGAGUGUAAUGGAUCCACUUGUGGCUCGAGUUUACAUCAAAUGGAGAGACAAGCAUAAAGAAUAGCGAAGCUCUGCGCUUACGAUUUCCAAGAUUAUUUUCUCCUUCAGGUAUAGGGUUGCACCUAAAUAGCAUCAUUGGUAUUGUAAUGAAGAAUCAUGGCUCAAUUGAAGGCUUGGGCGUGCAAGGGUUAAGCCGUCACAUUCUGAAAAAUAAAAAAUCUGCUCAUUUUCUGCUGAAGAAAAGGAGGGGCAUGAAAGUAAGGCCAUCGCAUUGGCAUGUUCCAUCACUUUGAAGUUCUGCCUUGCUGUUAAAGCCGAGAAAUUUAAAAUUCUAUGGGGUGUUUGGCCCCAAGUUUGGUUGGUGGAUAAAAAAAAACUCACCCACCAUUUGGUUCACCAAUUAUUAAAGAGGUUUAUUACCUCGUUAUUCACGUUAACUCAUAUUUUUUAUCUCGUUAUUUGCAUCAACUCUCUCAAUUACUCUCUUCUAUAAUAAUUAUCAACUCAAUUCAAUAAUUUAUAAAUUAUUUUCUUCCCAAAGAAAAAGGUAAUUUAUAAAUUAUUUCCUAUGGUUCA